AUGCCCGAGGCGCGAAAGAACGGCGAGUUCUGGGGCGCUACGCGGGAGGAGGAGGACGCGGCUCGCACGAUAGCGGAGGAGGCUGUUUUGGCGAUAGACGUGGGCACGGGCGGGUCCAAGGCGGCGGUGGUGACGUGGCAUGGUGCUGUCGUGGCUUCUGCGUUCUGGCCGCACGCUCCGCCACGUGGCGCGGAUGAUGACGUGGCGCAGGCACGGCAGACGGCGGAGCAGGAGCCGUCUGAUUGGUGGAGAGCGGCGACGGGCGCAGCUGGGGAGUGCCUGGCGCAACUGGAUGGGCGGAAGGGUGGGAGCAGCACCAAGGGGCGGAGGGGGUACUUGGAUGGGCGGAAGGGGAGCAUGGAUGAGCGGAAAAGGGGGAGCAGCGAGGGUGGGGAAGGGGAGUGGGGCGGAGUGAGUGGAGAUGGGUUGAGUGCGGUGAGGGUGGUUGGUGUUGCGGUGACUGCAUGGCCAAAUAUACGAGUUUCACAACAUCCCCUUCCUCCUCAAUGGUCUUCUCUCCCUUUACCCCGCCUGGAUGCUAAAUCUCCACCCAUCUCUCCCUCCCACCGAUCUUCUCUGCCCCCUCCGCACAGCGUGUUGGCGAAGCUGCUUUGGCUGCAGCGGCACCGGCCACAUGCGCUGAAGGAAGCUUCCUCGCUGCUCCUAGGCGCCCAUGCCUACGUGUGCAGCCACCUUAUUGGUCGGCCCGUCCGAGUUGUGGAUUGCACCACCCUCUCCACCACGGGCCUUGCCACGUGUCCAUCCACCUCUGGCAUCUCAUACGCUGCUGACCUGCUGCACUCACUCGGCCUCUCCCAUUGGCUGCCUCUUCUCCCUGAGAUCUGGCCGCCCACCCACCCGCACCUUAUCCGUGGAAGCUGCAGAGCGAAUGGGAGCACGCCACCUGGCGGGCAUCCCUGUGUUUCACUCGUGCGGAGACCUGGGAGCUUCUGCUGUGGGGUAAACUUUAUUGAGUUGACUGUUGACACCUCACAUCCUUUUCCACUCCCCCCUUUCCGCCCUCUCCCAUUCCCUCUUCCAAUCACUACCCCGACAGGUGUGGAUCAGGCAUACCUGGCGCGGAGUACAUCUAUCUCGGCACCUCAGGGUGGGUGGCAGGGUCCUUUCCCCUGCAACCACCCUUCCAACCAGCAACACAGCCACCCAUCUACCCACCCAACCAGCCGUCCGCACAACUCCCUUCCGGUCAACCGCCGUCGUGGUCUCAGGGCGUGUUCACCCUCGCUCACCCUGACCCCUCACUGGUCUUCAGAACAGUCCCACAGGUGGGUGGGAUGGAGUGUGACUGCCACGUAUGCCGCAACGAAUAAUAAUAAUAGUAAUAAUAAUAAUAAUAAUAAUAAUAAUAAUAAUAAUAAUAAUAAUAAUAAUAAUAAUAAUAAUAAUAAUAAUAAUAAUAAUAAUAAUAAUAAUAAUAAUAAUAAUAAUAAUAGUAAUAAUAAUAAUAAUAAUAAUAAUAAAAAUAAUAAUAAUACAAAAUACUUUUUUUUUUUUCCUAAGGUGGGGUUCCUAUUGCAUCCCAUCCCCCAAUCGCCUCCACCUUUCCCUCUCCAACCAGACAUCUCCGAAUCCGCAUUCCACAACGCUGACGUGGCAGCAGCAUCCGUGCCAGCUGGCAGCGGUGGCCUCCUCUACCUCCCGUUCCUAAACGGUGAUUCACAGCCACAUCGUCAUCGCGAGCGGUGUCCAUUCGAGGACCCCAACAUGCCGGCGGCAUUUAUCGGCAUAUCUGCCUCUACCACUCAAGCACACAUGAUACGUGCGGUCCAAGAAGGGGUGGCAUACGCGCUGCUGUCAGCCCACAUCGCCAUGCACACACACAGUGGAGGAAAGGAAAGAAGCAACCCUUCUGCCCUGCGCAUUGUUGGCGGCGGUGCUCGCUCGACAACUUGGGUUCGCAUCAUGGCAUCGGUGUUCAACCGGCCAAUCGACUGCCUCUCUGAUUCUCAGGAAGUAGGGGUGAAAGGUGCUGCCAUUCUUGCUGCCCAAGGUUUGGGGUGGUUCUCUUCCUUGACACCUUUGCACGGUGAAUGGACACGUAUAGAACGGUCAGAAGUCCCUGACCAUGCUGAUUCAACCAUCUACAACAAAAUGUUUCAUGCAUAUUGUAAUGGUGUGUAUGCUUUGGCACAAUGCUACAACAUUACAAGUAAUGUAUCACAAGAAGUAUGA
Messenger RNA from Closterium sp. Yama58-4, 2193 nucleotides. NCBI's taxonomy places the organism in Eukaryota, Viridiplantae, Streptophyta, Zygnematophyceae, Desmidiales, Closteriaceae. The record is from the annotation of a GenBank genome assembly.